Molecule: messenger RNA, 636 nt
Organism: Haemonchus placei
Lineage: Eukaryota; Metazoa; Nematoda; Chromadorea; Rhabditida; Trichostrongylidae
Source: the annotation of a GenBank genome assembly
AUGAACGAGGAAGGUGGUUAUCUCGGUGCAAUGACUUAUCAAUGCUUAUACAGUGGAAUCCUUGACAAACUUCGGUCUUCAAAAAAAGAUGAUGAUCGUGCACUUGCGCGCCUUCGAAGUGCAAUGAGGACGUCAGAAAGUGUGUCACCGUCUUUCUUAUUCGACUUUACCAAGAUUCUGUUGGCCGAAUCGGAGCUUAAUAUCAAUCUUCAGGAAGCGUAUCUUCGAAUGCAUGACACAUCUCCUACAGACGAUUUAGUGGUACAGGGUCACGAACACGUUCCUGAGUACAAGGAGUUGACAAAACGUGCCAUUGAAUUGCGACGUGUUUUGUCUCGGGUGCCGGAAGAAAUGGCUGAUCGUCAUCAGUUUCUUGAAACGAUAAAACUAAUUGCUUCAUCUAUCAAAAAGCUGUUAGAAGCUAUCAAUGCUGUCCAUCAAAUAGUUCCUCAGUCAGCGCAGCAAGCAGUGGAAAAACGAAAACGGGAAUUUGUGCAUUAUUCCAAGAGGUUCAGCAACACCCUCAAGACAUAUUUCAAGGAUCAAAACGCAGUUCAGGUCUCAGUUUCUGCUAAUCAAUUGGUGUUCCAAACUUCUUUGAUCAUCAAAACAGUGAACGAGAAGUUGAGAAGAUAA